Phycomyces blakesleeanus NRRL 1555(-) is the source of this 1643-nucleotide messenger RNA. RefSeq lists its product as hypothetical. The transcript is spliced from 10 exons. The coding region runs from base 13 to 1452 and encodes 479 amino acids. Gene Ontology annotation, molecular function: cysteine-type carboxypeptidase activity; K48-linked deubiquitinase activity; cysteine-type deubiquitinase activity. Gene Ontology annotation, biological process: protein K48-linked deubiquitination. The record is from RefSeq and is a predicted model, not a curated record. NCBI's taxonomy places the organism in Eukaryota, Fungi, Mucoromycota, Mucoromycetes, Mucorales, Phycomycetaceae. Gene Ontology annotation, cellular component: cytosol; cell periphery.
CCAAUCAAUCCAAUGACAGAUACAGCACCUCUUGAUAACCAAAGCUCGCAUUCCAUAGAUGCUAUUGCCAGAUGUCUAGAAGAAGCUAAAAUUGCCUCAGAGCAGAACAACGAAACCUCAUUACCUUUGGAACCAACAGAUCCUUCCCAUCCAGAUUCACUUACUCCUCCAUUGAUACAUGAUUCUGCUGAGCACACUCAAGAUACUCAGGAGAGCAGUCAUCGUCAGUCACGAAUUAUCGUCCCUGCCCAGGAAUAUCUUGUAAAGACUAUUGACUGGUAUAGCCACGAUAAAAAACAAAAGCAAAUCAUCCGUAUAGUGACCCAGAAUGAGAACGGUCCUUGUCCUUUGGUGGCUAUAUGCAAUGUUCUCCUUCUUCGAGAGGAAAUCACCAUUCUCCCUCCUGAUAGAGAGAUGGUAACUUUUGAAUAUCUUAUCGAACGCCUAGGAGACUAUUUGUUAAACCACGGACCUGCCGAACAAAAGUUUCAGGCUAAACGCGGUGAUAUACCCACUAGCCCCUCCUCAUUAUCAUUAUCGAACGAAUUGAUACUGUCAGAUCAUGAGUCUGAAGCUAAACCUUCGAAGAUGAUUACAAGGCAAUCUACCACAGAACAUGUUGCUACCUAUCGUUACAACCUCGAUUCUGCUCUUUCCAUCCUUCCGAAUCUUCAGACUGGCCUUGAUGUCAAUAUAGGAUUCUCUUCGAUUCGUGAUUUUGAGCCUACAGAGGAACUUGCCAUGUUCGAUCUCUUUGAUGUGGACUUGAUUCACGGCUGGGUUGCUGAUCCUCAAGAUAGCCAGACGUUCGACCUUGUUACCAAAUGCGGAUCCUAUAAUUCUGUAGUAGAGUGCAUUGUACAAGGUGAUGCAAUUAGUAGUGAACUUGACAAUCCGGACAACCAAAAGGUUCUUUCUCCUGAAGCUGAAAGAAGUAUAACAGAAGGUCUUGUUGCAGCAUCCUUUCUUCAGGACACAGCUACACAGCUCACUUAUUAUGGCCUCCAACUGUUAAUGGACUCUAUACCGAAAAACAAGCUAUGUGUUUUGUUCCGUAAUAAUCAUUUCUCUACAUUGUACAAACACCCGGAGACUGAAGGGCUUUAUACUCUUGUAACAGACUCGGGUCUAGUAAAAGAACGUUCAUUUGUCUGGGAAAGCUUAGCUGAUAUCGACCAAGGUGCUUCGGAAUUCUUUGACGGGCUUUUCAAUAAGCCUUUUCUCGAAAGCACACAAGACGCUGAUAGAGGACGGAUAUCUGAUAUGGACUUGGCUAUUGCGCUCUCUCUCGAGGACCAGCGUAAUACUGAGAUUGCCUUGUCUAAUAAUGAUUUGGUUGAGCCAUUGAAGCCAACUCCUGUCAAAGAACCUUCUUCCAAACGUGCUAGUCAACUGACUAUGGCUUCGACUGAAUCUACCAAGAAAAAGCGCCAGAGCUGUAACAUAUCUUAGCUGUAUGUGGUACAUGAUAAUGAUAAUACAUUUUAUUGUGCUUAUAAAAGUCUAUUUAAUAUCACCACAAAAAACACAUGUACAUCCCCCCCUUUUUCUCACUAUCUCUCUCUCUCUCUUUCUCUAUUAAUUUUGGAGUUCUUUCUUUUCUUUUCUUUUCUUUUCUUUUCUUUAUUACCUUUAUAUAUAUA